This is a messenger RNA of Capra hircus (goat), 6484 nucleotides long. It is a transcript of the gene ST8SIA2, whose product is annotated as ST8 alpha-N-acetyl-neuraminide alpha-2,8-sialyltransferase 2. The record is from RefSeq and is a predicted model, not a curated record. Gene Ontology annotation, biological process: N-glycan processing; oligosaccharide metabolic process. Bases 1176 to 2303 code for a protein of 375 amino acids. NCBI's taxonomy places the organism in Eukaryota, Metazoa, Chordata, Mammalia, Artiodactyla, Bovidae. Gene Ontology annotation, molecular function: alpha-N-acetylneuraminate alpha-2,8-sialyltransferase activity. The transcript has 6 exons.
CCACCCCAGGCUAAUGGGUGAUGCAAAAUGUAAUUUGAGUUACGCUGUCUAAUGCUGGGGAAGUGUAAACUAUUCAGCGGGAGAGGGGAGUAUUAACCCUCGUGUGAGGCAAAUUUUCUAGCAGACAUUUAGAUCAAGGUAGGAUCCGCCCCCCACCCCGGGGGGUAUUGAUUUUGCCAGAAGAGGGCAAGAGCUGGGAAGAUGAAACCCAGCUCAGAACUAGCACCCGGACGGCCCAGGCAGGGUGAGAGCUGUGUCUGCCGCUGUGGACAGAGGAGCCACUCCGGCAGGAAUCGGGCUUCUAGCCAAGGCUCCAAUAAAGGAACUCAGCGAGCCCUCUCUGGACCCAGUCUCCUUGGGUCUGUCAAUGGCGACCAAGAGGACCGCCUUGCGGGGCUGAUCUCUCUCGGGGGUGGGGGACGAGCACCUAGCCCACAAAUUGCAAUCAGCGUCCCCGCCGAAGUUGGCCUGUCUCGGAUGUCUUCUCCCCUCCCCUUCCCCCACCACCCCUCCUAAUUCGUCAACUGCUGAAACAUCUGCCUGGCUGAAACCAGCUCCUCGCCGCGCGUCGGGGGCUGUUCCCAGGUGUUGGUCUUUGUGUGGAAAAACUUUGCGAGAAACCGAGGGCGCUGGACAAAGAUUGAGAGAGGGAGGGCGUUUGCCAGGCGACGGGGCACGCCGAGCGGUGCGCGCUCUUCCCUGGGGCUCCGCUCGGUACCCGGACGCACGCGGUGCCCUGAGCCCAGCCUCCCUAAGCGGGGAGUGGCUGGCUCCGGCCACAUUCCAGCGCCCUCGGGAGCGAAAAGAAGGCAGGCGGGAGAAGCAAAGGCCGGAGGCUGGACACUGGAGUUGCCUAGAGUGGGAGGAGGAGAGCAGGGGCGCGGAGCGAAGCUGUCAAACUGCGCGCUGAGCCCCGCGCGGGGCGGGGGAAGGGAGGGGAGGGGAGUGGAGAGGAGGGGCGGACGCGAGCUGAGAGCGAGCGAGCGAGCGGGCUCGCCGCGCCUGAGCAACCCUUGUCUGCUGCCGCCGCCGCCGCCGCCGCCGCUGGCCCGGACUCGCCCGGAGCGCAGCGUGUCUGCCCGGCUGCGCGCCGAGGCUCGGGCGCCUGCCGCUGCGCCCCCCAGCUCCAGCUCUUCUCGCCGGCCCGCGCGGGUCCCGGUGGGCGCGAACCCACCAUGCAGCUGCAGUUCCGGAGCUGGAUGCUGGCUGCGCUCACGCUGCUCGUGGUCUUCCUCAUCUUCGCAGACAUCUCGGAGAUCGAAGAAGAAAUCGGGAAUUCUGGAGGCAGAGGUACAAUCAGAUCAGCUGUGAACAGCUUACAUAGCAAAUCUAAUAGAGCUGAAGUUGUGAUAAAUGGCUCCUCAUCGCCAGCUGUUGUUGACAGAAGUAAUGAAACCAUUAAGCACAACAUCCAGCCAGCCUCGGCCAAAUGGAGACACAACCAGACGCUCUCUCUGAGGAUCAGGAAGCAAAUCUUAAAGUUCUUGGAUGCUGAAAAGGACAUUUCUGUCCUCAAGGGGACCCUGAAACCCGGAGACAUUAUUCAUUACAUCUUCGACCGAGACAGCACAAUGAAUGUGUCCCAGAACCUCUACGAGCUUCUCCCCAGAACGUCUCCACUGAAAAACAAGCACUUUGGGACGUGUGCCAUCGUGGGCAACUCCGGGGUCUUGCUGAACAGCGGCUGCGGGCAGGAGAUUGACACCCACAGCUUCGUCAUCAGGUGCAACCUGGCCCCUGUGCAGGAGUAUGCCCGGGAUGUGGGGCUCAAGACCGACCUGGUGACCAUGAACCCCUCCGUCGUCCAGCGGGCCUUCGAGGACUUGGUCAACGCCACGUGGCGGGAGAAGCUGCUGCAGCGGCUGCACAGCCUCAACGGCAGUAUCCUGUGGAUCCCCGCCUUCAUGGCCAGGGGUGGCAAGCAGCGGGUCGAGUGGGUCAACGAGCUCAUCUUGAAGCACCACGUCAACGUGCGGACUGCAUACCCUUCUCUGCGCCUGCUGCACGCCGUCCGCGGAUACUGGUUGACUAACAAAGUUCACAUCAAAAGACCCACCACGGGCCUCCUGAUGUACACCCUGGCCACGCGUUUCUGCAGCCAGAUCUACCUCUAUGGCUUCUGGCCCUUUCCGCUGGAUCAGAACCAGAACCCUGUCAAGUACCACUACUACGACAGCCUCAAGUACGGCUACACCUCCCAGGCCAGCCCCCACACCAUGCCCCUGGAGUUCAAGGCCCUGAAGAGCCUCCACGAGCAGGGGGCUUUGAAACUGACUGUCGGCCAGUGCGACGGGGCCACGUAAGGUGGGCGCCCGGUGGGACUCAGUGGCUCACAUUUGCUGCCAGCUACACCACAGGCAGAUGGGAGUCGGGGCGGCACAGACUCUACAACAAGCAGGCUAGUGGUUUUCUUUGUUCAAGUGUAAAACAGUGACCAGAAUAUAUAUAUCUAUUCCUGCAUAUAUAUAUUGACCUGAGUAUUUAUAACUGUGUGGUGUUCAUCUAGCAUUAGGCAGAUAAGCCACAAGAAGAAGGUGUGGAGACCCCACCUGGACCAGAUUGAGACUCGGUGCAUCUUUGGGGGCAGAAGGACUCGACGUGAAAAGAAGCCAGUCCCACGACUUGGGAUGACAUGCUGCCUCCCGGAUUGGAGAGGUCUUUGGGCUCAUGGGUGAUCAGAGAACCACCUGUGGACAGCUGCCCUGAGCCUCUGAGAAAUGUGGAUUCUGGGUGAGCCAAGACCCAGAGGGGACAACUGGACCCAUGUCUAACAUGGUGCUAUUCUUAGAGAAGAGGGAGGUUGGAAUGUUCAGCCCAGCAAAGGAGCACAUGGUCACCAAGGAGCAGAGGCCAAGUCAGAGCUGAGCACUUGGUUCCGUGAACUUAGAGUUGAACUGCCCACGGGAUGAACCAUGGUUGACCCGCCUGUCCCAGACUGGCCUCCAUAAAUCUGGGGAGAAGGCUGGAGAAGACACGGUGGACAGGUCAUAGUCCAGCUUUGCAAGAACCCCCAGGAGCCUGGCACGGAGCAGGCAGAUGACACCCAAUUGCUAGGGUGUCCCAAAACGUGUUUUUGAAAAAUCACAACUUCCUAUCAAGAGAGUUGGUGCUCUGACCCAGAAUAAGGCAAAAGAGUGUCCCAAGUGUGGUGGUGGUUCUUUAAAAUGACUUGAGUCCAUCAUGGAGGAAGGGAGCCUGGGCUUUCAUCCUCAGGGUUAGCCUUCUUCCUUGCCCUGUUAGAAUGUCCCCAGAGGGACAGUCCUGUUCCCUUCGGCCACCAGGGAAGCCGCCGCUAAAGCUUGAAAGGGCACGGCAAAGAUAAAUGUCAUCCUUUUAAAAUCGCCUUUCUGGUUGCCUCAGGAGCCCCAGAAUGCGAGGCCGGGAAGAAUGGUAAGCGUUGCGCUCCAUUUGCCUGCAGCCAGUUUGUUUGCUUUCUGCAUCAUGCUCGCUGCGGGGCCUCUGCAGCUACACUUCUGUGUCAACGUCACUUUCUUGUUGCUUUCUUAUCCUGAUGGUCACACUAGCCAGCACUGAGCUCCAACACUGAGGUUUUCAGCUCUCCGGGGAGAGGCUUCAACGUCCAUCCCCACCUCCCUGUUUUCACAGAGGCAGUGAUUUUAGAAUUUGGCACAAACCCUAUGAAGAUGAAGAGUUCAGACUUUUUUUUUUAAACCAAGUAUCCAAAUGCAGUAUCCAAAUACUGGAUAUAAUCUCCGUGGGGAAUCCUGGGCUCCAUGCAGAUAACGUGGGGCUAGAAUCACAGGUCACGUGUAGAUGAGCGUUAGCCAGCUUGAUUUGUUAGCUUCAUUCUCUUGUCUGAUAAAUAAAUGUUUUAAAAUCUAUUUGAAAGAUAAGUUUAAAAACAACAGCAUUGUCUUGAAGGUGAAGGGAGUUAAGAAAAGGGAUCAAGAUCUGCUUCCAAGCCUAGGAGGCCAGACAUAAUCAAUGAUGAUUCAGAGCGGGACAUUUGCUCGAAAUUAAUGCCUGAUGGGAAGCCAGUGGGGGCGGUGGAAGGAUGCUCAGAACCUCUUAACCCCACAGGCGGACGCUCCAGCUCCGAACCACAUCCGCAUCUCUGUGUUGUUGCUGUUCUUGUUGACACUUGAAGUCUGAGAUUUGGGAUUUGCAUUGUAAAGUGAAUAUUGUAAAAAGCAACAGCCCUCACAGCCUCUGUGGGAACAGAGUGGUUUGGACUUCUCACAAGAAGUGGAAAUUAACGUCUCGUAUUUUACACUUCUCCAGGGCCUUUCACCCUGAGGAUCUCAGAGGCCCUGGAAGAUGUUUCCUUGUGGAAGCCUCCAGCAUCUUUGGGAACAGGCAGAAUUUCCAGCCUCAGAGGAUUAGCCAAGGCCUUGGGUUCCAGGAGGUUCCAGUGGCGAGUGCAGAGAAGAGCCUCAUGUCAGGUCCAGAGUCAGCCCUGCGUCCAUGUACCCAUCAAUGCCGCUCCCUGCAGGGGAAUCAAGGGGCCAGAGCUCUUUUUAAAACAUGGCUUUCUUUCUGUCUCUUCUUGGUCUUGGUUCCUUAAACUGAAACUACUAGAGUUGAAGGGGUAGGGACCAUCUGCCUCUGGGCUCUCUCUAGAGAAUGCUGGGGACCCAGGACAGUCCACCUGUCACCACUCCCAACCUGCAGGCCCUGUGCUGCCAAAACACUUUGGCUAUGUGAUGGCAGGAGCUCCAAGGCCUUGGCUUCCCCUCCACAGCCACCCUUCUCCAUCUGAGCACCACAAUUAGGAGGCAGCCGUCUUCUCCUCCUACUUAGAACUCAGUUUGCCUGAGAGUCCACUGUAGCGUCUGACCCAGCCUGGCUAGCCUGCAGCCCCAAGGAGUCCCAGUCUGUACCUGGUACCCGGUACCCUGAUCUGCUGCCUUGUAACCACAGUGGCCACAGGCCUCCAGGAGCAGGUGCAGUCAGCAACCUCCCCCUGACCCUCAGCAUCCCCAGUUCCCUCAUCCUCACCCACCCUGAAGCCCCUCAGCCCUUCUGCAUUCUCCUCACGCCCCCAAAUGAGCCCCACUCUCAGCCUCCUCCUUUGCUGGAGAGAUGGAGCCAUCUGAAAUGCAAUGUCUCCUGUGGAUCUCUUGACCUCUUUCUUCCCCUUUCACUGCCCUCCUCCCAUUUCUGAGGGAACACCCGUCCCCUUGCUGGUCCUUAGCCACUCUGCCCCCUCUGUGUUCUCUCUCCACCAAUAGACACACACCCACCCGUCCUGACCCCCGUGGCCUCACCCCUUCAUCCCCAGGCCCAGGAGGGGCUCUCUGGUGCUGGUGCCACCUUUCCUCUCAACCCCCUCUUGUCCUCCACGCUCCUGGGGCCAGAGACUCCAGGUCAAAAGCCCCUUCUCAUCACCAAGCUCUCUGCAUUGCUCAGCUCCACACCGACUCCUGGACGUUCCCUGUCCCCAAGGUGCCCGGAAGGCCACAUUCUCAUGAUUUUCCUCCCCCUUCCCAUUGCCCCUUCAUUGUUUAUUUAUGUAUUUAUUUAUUUAUGUAUUUAUGACUUAUUUAUUGACACCCUCACCUUAAUCUAGAGAGUAGCCGUGGUAGACCUGACUGUUGUAUCCUUCUCUCCUCCUUGGCCCACACUCAGACCUUCCCCACCGUGGCGUCCUCUCCUCGGGCCCCUUUCAUCGCAGCCCUGCAUGCUCUGUUAGCACCCCUCGCCUUCCUGUGAAGUCAGCCUCCACUUCCUGCAGCUCAGCACCUCCCUCGAGCUCCAGACUCGACUGUGCACUGCUUGCUGGUCAUUCAUCCCGUCUGCUCUGGUGGCGCCAGAAACUCAACAUCUCUGAAGCCAAAUCCAUCACUUCUGCCUCCUCUUCUUCCACAGUCUCUCCACCCAGUUCUGAAACCCUGAAGUCAUCUUGGUUUCUUCUCCAUGCAUCCCCUUGUUGCUCUUGCACCAUCCUUGCCUUCUGGUUGCUCCGGCAAUUUCAACGUCGGUCUCCUCGUGCCGGAUCCUCUGGGCCUGCUUGCACGUUCUCUGUCUAUCCUAAACAUUCAUAGAGAUUUAUCUUUUUAGUCUCCAGCCAUUCACAAACUCUUAAAAUAACGUGCAAGUCUUUGUCCUGACGUUACAGGCCAUCCAGUAAGGCCCGAUCCUUCCUUUACACCCUGCACUGGUCCAUCUAGAAUAGUCGUCAUUCCUCAGAAAGGGGCCCAGUCUUCCUGUCUCUGUGCCUUUGGUCUUGCUGUUCCCAUCCCCUGGAACACUCUCUUCUGGUUCCUUCAAGGCCCAUGCAGAAACCACAUCUUUCAUGAAGCUCCCCAAAUCGACCGACCACUGGGAUCUCUCCGUCCACUGAACCACCGUAGCACUUUAUUUGUACCUUUCUCACGGCACUUACCAUAUUCUGCCUUGUAUUAUAGUUAUUGUGCACUUGUCUUAUGACGUUCUUAGAUUGUAAGCUCGCCAAGGGCAGGGACCGUGUUUUAUUCAUCUGUGUCCAUCAUGGCACUGGGGGUGGUGCAUAGCACACAGCAAU